AUGAAUAUGGUGUAUUACUUUAUCUGAUUUAAAUAAUUGAAGUGUCGCAACAAAUAUUCUGAGGGCUUUGCAAGUGUUUUCGUUUCUCAAGGUUGCUCGGAAGGUUAUUGUUUAUUGGCCGAACUUAUGUUUAACUAGUAUCUGCAUAAUAGUAGCUUGUUCGUUUUCCUAAGACAACUCAUUAAUCAAUGAACCCUAGCUUUCUUUACGUCGAACACUAAGCUCUGGAAACAGCGCUUCAAAAUACAAGUUCGUCUUCAGGUGAGGUCACUUAUUGUUUUUAUUAGACGCUCAGUAAGUUUCAACCAUUUGGAAAUCUACCUCUAGAUAACUACAUGCUUUAUAAGUUCCAUCAACCAAAUCAGUACUGUGGACUGCAAAAUAACAUGAGUUUGGGCUUCUCUUCCGUUGGUUCGCACAUACUGAGCGUUUUAAAUGUAAACUCCGCAUUGGUUUCUUUAGCCAUACUAACUGCAUUGAUAAAUCAUCGUUCGGUAGCAGAUGUGCGUAAAAAUAUACCUACAACGAAUGAUUUACUGAUGGUAUUUAUCUUAUGUCGACAUGGUGAUAGGUCUCCUGUUCACACUUUUCCAACAGAUCCAUAUCGAAAGCUAUGGAAAAUGGGAUAUGGUCAGCUAACAACUUAUGGUGCAGAACAACAUCAAGAACUUGGUCGAAUUAUCCGAAAAAUGUAUUCUGGUUUCGUUCCUGAAGUUUAUCAUAAGGAUGAAACAUUGUUUCGUAGUUCUGGGACUGAAAGAACACUGAUGUCUGCAAACAACUUUAUCCGAGGAUUUUAUCACUUGGAAAAGAAGAGCACAAAUAACGUUCCUCCUGUGUUUUCUAGACUAGCACACGAAGAUCACCUGUUAAAAAUGUCCAGCAAGUGCCCUAAAUUUAAAAGGCUUUUUCACCAUCUGAUGAACUCAUCAGUGGUAUCUCAGAAAGCAAACACAUUGAGAAACUUCUUCGACCUCCUGGAGCAUACGACUGGGUACACUUUCCCUAUUGACAGAAGUUCUUCAGAUAAUUUUUACACAGCCUGGCGUAUAUGUGAUCCUGUUACAAUAUGGGUGGAUCAUUCAUUGCCUUCACUUCCUCGUUGGGUCACUAGUGAUGUUUAUAAACAAUGCUCUAACUUAUUGGACUAUAAACAUUUCAUUCGAUUUUCUAAACCACAGUUGACAAGAUUACGAGGUGGUCCGCUGGCUGGUCAUAUUAUGGAUUUAUUUCGUGAGCGUAUUAACCAAGAGCUAAAGAAUAGUGAUCAUGACAUGGAUUCAUCAGAACAACUACAUCGACGUUUCGUUGCUUAUUUUGCACAUGAUUCCACACUGGCGGCUCUAAUGAGCCAUUUAGGUGUAUAUAAUGGAAUCAAACCACCUUUGGCAAGUUGUUUGAUAGUAGAACUUCAUCGUUCAUUAUCAUCAUCUAAUAAUUUUUAUCUUCGAUUUUAUUAUCUAAAUGAAACAAAACUACCUUUAAAAACGGAUAAAAUAGUUAAUCUAUGGCCAACUAAAUGUGAAACUCAUAAUCAUAUUGAUGGUAAACAAUUAAAUUAUUCAUGCCCAUUUCAUAAACUUGAAUUAUCACUUCAAGGGACUUAUGCAACCGAUAUUGGAGCUGAAUGUUAUGAUAAUGAUGCAAUAAAUAAUGUUAAAACAACAUAUACGAAACCAUCAGGCAUAAAAAUGCUUGAAUCUUAUUGUUAUCAUCCACAAUUAUUAACUUUCAUUUUUAUUCAAACAGCUAUAGUAUGUUAUUUUGUUGCUCGUUUCUUACCUAUUCCAAUUGCUUAUUUCAUAAAUAAUUUUAGAUAUUCACGUCAUGUACGAUAAACUUCUUUAAUAAUGAAUCUUAUUUAUUCAACAUGUAAAUGAUAUUUAAUUCAUACAAACAAAAGAAUCAUUCUAAUGUUGACUUGAAGUACUUCAUGUGAUAUUCAUUCCUUUUUUUACCAUUCAUUGAAAAAGAAAGUAGUUUUUAAUUAACCUUUAAUAAAUUAUUUUUCUACUUAAAUAAGGAUAGUAUAUUAGUUGUUUUUAGUUUUAUAUACAACGAGACAAUGGUCAGUCACUUGAAUGCUUAUUUCAUAAUUUUUAUAUUCAAUACAGCCAGCCCAUGUACACGUUCAAUCAAUUAUUGUUUCUUAAUUUCUUUAUUAUAUUCUAUGAAUAUUCUUAUUAUCAUAAUAAUUUUUCUCUUGUCAAAAUAGAAGUUUUUAUAAUGAACAAAAAAUAUAAGUUAGACAUUAACAUCGUUGGAUGCCGGCUCAGUGGUUUAGUGGUUAAGUGCUCGCGCGCGAAACCAGUAGGUCUUGGGUUUGAGUCUCGCAGGAGACGAGGUCGUGGAUGCGCACGACUGAGGAGUCCCACAAUAGGACGGAACAGCCACCCAGUGCUUCCAGGUUUUUCAUGGUGGUUUAGCUUCAAUUGACUCAUGAUCUUAACCAUUGGAAAAAUAUUUUGUUAUUUGAAUCAUGUACAUACUUAAAAUUUCAUUAUUAUAACAUUCAUUUGAUUAAUAGUGCUUUCAAGUUUUUCAUGGUGGUCUAAAUUCAAUUGACUCAUGAUUUCAACUAGUGAAAUUUCUAAAAUCCCCACAAAACCCCUUCUGAUAAUAGUGUAUCUAUCAAUUUACUAUUUAUUUCGAUAGAACAAUGAGAAGACGAAGUUGAUCUGAAAAAUGUGAUGUAUUUGUGCUAUAGAUUUCGAACAAUCUAGUCAAACAUAUACUUUUCAGGGCAUUUUAUAUGAAAAUUAAUAAAGGUCAAUUAAAUGAAAGUUCAAGUAAAAAAGUAACAAAGGGGAGAGAAACAAUUUUUACAUCGUAUAGAAGGAAUAAGAAAUUGUGGAGUUAUCCUGGGCUAUAGAACGACCCAAGUAUUAUUAAGCCAUGAUGGACAGUGGCUAGUAGUGGGAUCCAGGACGCGCGUUUCGUCCUAUUUUGGGACUCGUCAGCCGGAUGUACCUGCAUCACAGAGUUGAUGUUCACUCUGGUACUCGAAUCCAAUACCUCAAUGGGAAGAUACAAGCCAAACAAUACCAAGAAUCAAAAGAGAAUGUACUGCUUAUUAGAAACCAGUUUUAUUAUUAUAAAAUCAAAGCAUCCACAAUCAAUAUUUUUUGUCAAAUGAAUUUUAAGAUGUUACAUGGAUAAUCUAACGAUCGGUCAAUUCUGCAUAUAUAUAUGACCAGUAAAAGCUUUGUCAUCAUCAAAAUGAAUGAGCUUGAAAACAUCUACAGUUUGGUCAACAAUGUCUCGGAUGAUACUAAAUUCAUAACUGAAAUUAUGUCGAACAAUAAACUACCAUCCUUUGGAUGUGUUGGUAACAAGAACCUAUACAGCAGAACUGAAGAAACAAGUAUGUUGAAAAUCAAUCCACACAGACUAACUUCUUAACUACAUUGGCAACAACCAGAUCACGAACAAAAUCAUCUACGUACAAUUAGAAGGCUAAAACAUAUUGCAUCACAAAUCUAGCUAUGGAAAAUGAAAAUAAUAUUGUUGACUUUUACCACUGUCAAUUAUCAUGUAAUAAAACCACCAAUUAGAAUACUGACUUAUAUGGCCUUGUUCCUGUUCUAAGCCCAUGACAAGUCAAACACCACUAGCAGCUUUGCGUCAACUCUGAAAUCCUUAUUGGUCCACAAAAUAGUAGUUAUUAGUUUAACCCUGCCUGUUGAGUCCAGAACACAAUGGUGGAAAUUUGUAGAGGGAGUUUUGUUUCCUGAAUUGGUUGGUUUGGUGGUGCAGCUUUUAUAAUUCUUCUGAAAAACAUUCUCACGAAAUUCAGGUAGAAGUUGUUGUCGACUAAUCGACCAGUCAAAAAAAUCGUAGAAAAACAUAGGACGAAAAAUCAGAUUAGAAGGAGAGAAAAUUAAAACAAUGAUGUGGACAAUGAGACGUUUAAGGUCAAUAAUAGAAAAUCAAAAAUAUGUCAUUCAUAUAUCUACCGGUAUUUAUAAUUCAAGUACUUGUAACGUUGUAAAACGCUGUUUUUACUCAAUUCGCUCCAAAGUUGUUGUGUCCACACUUUACAGUCACUGGAACACCUAAUGAAUUUGAACCAAAAUUAUAAGCUCAAUUUACCAUUCUACUAAUGUUUUAUUAUUGUAGUCGGUAUAUCGCGAUCCUGUAAUUUUAUUUUUGUGGAACUUCUUGCUCUGAAACUGACAGUUAGAAGUGUCUACAACUCUCGUGCUUAGAUAAACUUAUUCAUUUAAAUAAAGUUUUAUUAGUACCGAAAACGAAGUAAUCUUUAUUUAGAAACGAAGCUUCAACUAUUUGUACAAACGGAAUCAAGGUCAAUUGAAGCUUCUUUACAAAUAUAACAUUCCGAACAAUCUAGCUAAUUGAGGUAGAAUACAACUCUGCAUAGCUGAGGCAAUAUGGAUCUGUUGUGU
Molecule: messenger RNA, 4406 nt
Organism: Schistosoma curassoni
Lineage: Eukaryota; Metazoa; Platyhelminthes; Trematoda; Strigeidida; Schistosomatidae
Source: the annotation of a GenBank genome assembly